GCUCACUCCUCGGCGGGGCGCGCGACGGGCGGACUCGGCUGCGGACAUGGCCCGGGGCCUGCGCGGCCUCCCGCGGCGCGGCCUCUGGCUGCUCCUGGUGAGCCACCUCUUCAUGGCCACCGCCUGCCAGGACGCCACCUUCAGCACCCUCCUCCACGAGCUCUGCCUCGCCCAGUUCCAGGUGGACAUGGAGGCCGUCGGGAGGCCGCUGUGGUGCGACUGGGGCAAGACCAUCGGGAGCUACGAAGAGCUCUCGGACUGCACCAGGCACGUGGCGCAGAAGCUGGACUGCUUCUGGCCCAACGCGGCGGUGGACAGGUUCUUCCUCUCCGUCCACCGGCACUACUUCAGAGACUGCCCCGUCUCAGGCAGGGCCUUGCAGGACCCGCCCAGCAGUGUCCUCUGCCCCUUCAUCGUGGUGCCCAUCCUGGUGACCCUGCUCGUGACGGCACUGGUGGUCUGGAGGAGCAGGCGCCUGGAGGGCAUCGUGUAGGCUGGGGGCUCCCGCACCCAGCAGGGGAGGGGGAGGGCUGUUGCUCAUGGAGGCUGCCGGGCAGGCCAGAGUGUGGGCGUGGGGGCCGAGCCUGGCCAAGGCUUCUGGGACUCCAGUGGCAGAGCAGAGCCCCGGUCCCCUCUUCUUCUACCCGAGAAGAGCUCACAGCAGGAUUCUGGCGUGGUCAUGGCACAGGCAUUGACCUAGAAGCCACCCUAGGAAGGGCAGCCCAGGUGCUGGGAGGGAGCAGAGCGUAGCUGUCAGUGUUUCUGGGGAGGGUUCUGAGCUGUCUCCCAAGGUGUUUAUGAACCACCCCCUGGCUCGAUCAUGCAUAAGUAGUUUGUGAUUAAAGGAUGUC
Molecule: messenger RNA, 851 nt
Organism: Globicephala melas (long-finned pilot whale)
Lineage: Eukaryota; Metazoa; Chordata; Mammalia; Artiodactyla; Delphinidae
Gene: RAMP1
Product: receptor activity modifying protein 1
Biological process (GO): protein localization to plasma membrane; cellular response to hormone stimulus; calcium ion transport
Cellular component (GO): signaling receptor complex; cell surface; membrane
Molecular function (GO): coreceptor activity
Source: RefSeq, a predicted model, not a curated record